This is a messenger RNA of Aspergillus campestris IBT 28561, 387 nucleotides long. Its product is annotated as signal recognition particle 14 kDa protein. Gene Ontology annotation, biological process: SRP-dependent cotranslational protein targeting to membrane. The coding region runs from base 1 to 387 and encodes 128 amino acids. Gene Ontology annotation, cellular component: signal recognition particle, endoplasmic reticulum targeting. The transcript has 2 exons. The record is from RefSeq and is a predicted model, not a curated record. Gene Ontology annotation, molecular function: 7S RNA binding; endoplasmic reticulum signal sequence receptor activity. NCBI's taxonomy places the organism in Eukaryota, Fungi, Ascomycota, Eurotiomycetes, Eurotiales, Aspergillaceae.
AUGCCUGCCCCUCUCUCCCACGACGCGUUUUUCACGUCCCUGUCCGACCUCCUCACCAAAACCUCCCAAAAAUCUCGCGGGUCCGUGACGCUCACCCAAAAGCCUCUCCUUCAUCCCACUCCGGACUCCUCUUCGAAACCCUCUAUUCUCAUUCGUGCCACGGACGGUAACACGAAUGCGCCCAACCCGAAAGCGCACAAAGUCGAGAAGAAGAAGUCAUCCUCCAAAGUGAAGCUGUCAACUGUUGCCGCGCCUGAAGAACUUGAUGCUUUCUACGCUCGCUACGCGGAAGUGUGCAAGGCUGGUAUGACGGGACUGAAGAAGCGGGACCGGAAGAAGGGGAAGGCCAAGGCCAAGGGCGGUGCCGCGAAGGGUGUCAAAGCGUGA